Messenger RNA from Malaya genurostris, 989 nucleotides. It is a transcript of the gene Dci, whose product is annotated as enoyl-CoA delta isomerase 2. The transcript is spliced from 2 exons. NCBI's taxonomy places the organism in Eukaryota, Metazoa, Arthropoda, Insecta, Diptera, Culicidae. The record is from RefSeq and is a predicted model, not a curated record. Bases 125 to 904 code for a protein of 259 amino acids.
CUGCACACAACUUUUCAAAAAAAAUAUGACCUUUGGAGUGUAAAAUCGACUUGAGUCAAAUCUUAUCAAGACAAACAGUACAAUAAAUGAAAAAAAGAUAUACUUAUGCCCAGAUCGCCACAUCAUGGCUACACCGGAGCACUUGCUGAUCGAACAAUUCGGAACUGUUCGUCGAAUAACCAUACACAAUCCUCGCAAGAAAAAUGCUAUCAACUUGCAGGCCUAUGGCGAUUUAGCGGACCAGUUGAACUCGGCCGACAUAGAUGACGGUGUCACGGUGCUCGUCUUGACUGGUUCUGGUGAUUUCUACAGUUCUGGGAACGAUAUCAGUGCAUUGUUAACUGACGAACGACCGGUGGAACAACGACUGGAAUCCUCCCAUGGCACGUUGGCUCGAAUGGUGAAGGCGUUUUAUUCCUUCAGUAAACUGCUCAUAGGAGUUAUUAAUGGGCCCGCGAUUGGCAUUGCUGGUACUACGGCUGUUCUCUGUGAUGUUUUAUAUAUGGAAGAAACGGCUUACUUCUACACUCCAUUCACUGCCCUGGGCUUAUGCGCCGAAGGUUGCUCUUCGUACACGUUUCCAAAACUAAUGGGGACAAGUAAGGCAUCGGAGAUGCUGCUGCUCAACCAUAGAAUGAGUGCACAGGAAGCAUUGCAAUUUAAUGUAGUUGCGGAACUUUUCAAACGGCAGGAAUUUGAAUCGAAGCUUUGGCCACGGAUUUUACAGUACGGAGAAUUACCUGUGGGAUCUGUGAAAGCUACUAAACAGUUGAUGAAAAAAUUUGAUCUUGAUCAACUUGAACAAGCCAACAAACGGGAAUUGGAAGCUCUGGCAAAGCGUUGGCAAACGGAAGAAGCUAUGCUGGCCGUUAUGAAUUUUAUGACCAGGAAAAGUAAAAUGUGAUAAGACCAUUUUCAUUGUAAAGCAAAAUAAAUGCUAACGGCAUGUUUCUUUUGUUAUAAAUACAACAUUUUACUAUUGAAAACAA